This is a messenger RNA of Hemicordylus capensis (graceful crag lizard), 15250 nucleotides long. It is a transcript of the gene WDFY3, whose product is annotated as WD repeat and FYVE domain containing 3. The record is from RefSeq and is a predicted model, not a curated record. The transcript is spliced from 67 exons. NCBI's taxonomy places the organism in Eukaryota, Metazoa, Chordata, Lepidosauria, Squamata, Cordylidae. Gene Ontology annotation, molecular function: metal ion binding; protein binding. Bases 778 to 11457 code for a protein of 3559 amino acids.
GGGGGGUAGCCGGGGGCGGCUGCUCUGUGAGGGGACGGGAGAGAGGCGGGCUGAAAGAGCCGGUUCCAGCAGCGGGCGUGAAGGAAGGAAGGAAGGAGGAGGCGGGAGGAGAGGAGGAGGAGGGAGCGAGCACUUGGGAAGAGAGGGAACCGCGGCAGCAGCAGCAACGGAGGCACCGCCAAGAGGAGGCAGGACGGAGCAGGCGAAUUAAAAUGGCCACCAGCGGCUGCGGGGGCAGCGGCGGCGGCGGCGACGAGGGCAGCAGGAGCCCCAGCGACAGCGCCGCCCUCUUCCCGCUCCCCGGGAUUGUACGCACGGCCCGGCGGGGCCUUGAUUGAUGGGGAGGAAGCGACGCCGGGAGCUGCCAGCCGAGGGGAGCCCGACGGAGGGCAGCCGGCGCUGCCGCGACCCUCCUCGCCUGGGCUGUGCAGCCUCCUCCUCGCCGUAGCAGGGAAGAGCGCGGGGGAGACGGACAGCCCCCUCUGCCGCCCAGGUCCUCCUUCCUUAGAGCCGGAGCUCCUAUUCUUCUUCUUCUUAUUAUUAUUUAUUAUUUUUUUUAAAAAAACACCCCAACGGCAAGUCCUUUGGCGAUCACAGAAGCCGCCAGCGCUCAGUCUCCGGUGGGGCGGAUCCCGAACAGCAGCACCCCCUCCCCGCCCGCCCGCCGCUUGGAGAGGGGCAGCCACGGAGCGACCACCCUCCCCCGCCUCCCGCCGCUGCCCUUAGGCGACACCACCACCACCUCGGAAAAAAGGGGUCCUUCAGAAACCAGCAAAAAUGAAUAUGGUGAAAAGGAUUAUGGGUCGGCCCCGGCAGGAGGAAUGUAGCCCUCAGGAUAAUGCUCUAGGGUUGAUGCACCUGCGUCGACUCUUCACGGAACUAUGUCAUCCUCCUCGGCACAUGACCCAGAAAGAACAGGAAGAGAAGCUUUACAUGAUGUUACCGGUUUUUAAUAGGGUAUUUGGAAAUGCUCCUCCAAGUACGAUGAUAGAAAAAUUCUCAGAUCUCCUUCAGUUUACAACACAAGUGUCACGAUUAAUGGUGACUGAAAUACGGCGGAGAGCUUCUAACAAGUCUACAGAGGCUGCAAGUCGUGCCAUAGUCCAGUUCCUGGAGAUCAAUCAGAGUGAAGAAGCCAGUAGAGGUUGGAUGUUGCUCACUACAAUUAAUUUGCUCGCUUCAUCUGGACAGAAAACAGUGGACUGCAUGACAACUAUGUCGGUGCCUUCCACUCUCGUGAAAUGUCUCUAUCUGUUUUUUGACCUUCCACAUGUGCCUGAGGUGGCUGGAGGAGCCCAGAAUGAAUUGCCUCUAGCAGAGCGUAGAUCACUAUUGCAGAAAGUGUUUGUGCAGAUCUUAGUGAAACUGUGCAGCUUUGUGUCCCCAGCGGAAGAGCUUGCUCAGAAGGAUGAUCUCCAGCUUCUGUUCAGUGCAAUAACUUCAUGGUGCCCUCCCUAUAACCUGCCUUGGAGGAAAAGUGCAGGGGAAGUACUAAUGACCAUAUCACGUCAUGGCCUUAGUGUCAAUGUAGUGAAAUACAUUCACGAAAAAGAAUGCCUGUCUACAUGUGUUCAGAACAUGCAGCAAUCGGAUGACCUUUCUCCCUUAGAAAUAGUUGAGAUGUUUGCUGGUCUGUCUUGCUUCCUCAAAGAUUCCAGUGAUGUGUCCCAAACAUUGUUAGAUGAUUUUAGGAUAUGGCAAGGAUAUAGCUUCCUCUUUGAUCUCUUACUCAGGUUAGAACAAGCAAAAGAGGCAGAAUCCAAGGAUGCUUUGAAGGAUUUGGUUAAUCUGAUAACCUCAUUAACGACAUACGGUGUCAAUGAAUUAAAACCAGCUGGUGUUACCACAGGGGCACCUUUUCUAUUGCCUGGAUUUGCAGUCCCACAGCCUGCAGGCAAAGGUCACAAUGUGAGAAAUAUCCAAGCCUUCUCUGUCCUUCAGAAUGCCUUUCUGAAAGCAAAAACCAGCUACCUUGCACAAAUUAUCCUUGAUGCCAUCUUAAAUAUAUAUAUUGCAGACAAUGCCAACUACUUCAUCCUGGAAUCCCAACACACUUUGUCCCAGUUUGCAGAAAAAAUUUCUAAACUUCCAGAAGUACAGGCCAAAUACUUUGAGAUGCUUGAAUUUGUCGUCUUUAGUUUGAAUUACAUCCCUUGCAAAGAACUCAUCAGCGUCAGUAUCCUCUUAAAAUCCAGCGCCUCUUACCCAUGUAGCAUCAUUGCAAUGAAGACGCUACUUAAAUUCACACGGCAUGACUACAUCUUUAAGGAUGUCUUCAGGGAGGUGGGACUCCUGGAGGUGAUGGUGAACCUUUUACAUAAAUAUGCAGCUCUUUUGAAAGAGCCUACACAAGUUCUGAAUGAGCAAGGGGACUCAAAAAACAACAGUUCAUUUGAAGACCAAAAACAGCUUGCUUUACUGGUUAUGGAGACCCUGACAGUGCUGCUCCAAGGAUCGAACACAAAUGCAGGUAUCUUCAGGGAGUUUGGUGGAGCAAGGUGUGUGCAUAACAUAGUAAGAUAUCCACAGUGCAGGCAACAUGCACUGAUGAUAAUCCAGCAGUUGGUGUUAUCCCCAAGUGGUGACGAUGACAUGGGAACUCUUUUGGGACUGAUGCAUUCUGCUCCACCUACAGAACUGCAGCUGAAGACUGACAUAUUAAGAGCCCUCCUGUCUGUGCUAAAAGAGAGUCAUCGCACAAGAACGGUUUUCAGAAAAGUUGGUGGAUUUGUGUAUGUCACGUCAUUGCUUGUUGCUAUGGAAAGAUCCUUGUGUUCUCCGCCUAAGAAUGGCUGGGAGAAAGUGAACCAGAAUCAAGUGUUUGAGCUGCUCCACACUGUACUCUGCACCUUGACUGCAGCCAUGCGCUACGAGCCAGCCAAUUCCUACUUCUUCAGAACAGAGAUCCAGUACGAAAAGCUGGCAGAUGCUGUGAGGUUACUUGGCUGUUUCUCAGACUCCAGGAAAAUCAGCCCUUUGAACAUCUUCCCUUCAAACACCCAGCCAUUUCAAAGACUGUUGGAAGAUGACCUCAUCUCCAUGGAUUCUGUGUCACCUACUUUAAGGCACUGCAGUAAACUCUUUAUUUACCUCUACAAAGUAGCUACAGACUCUUUUGACAGUCGUGCUGAACAGAUCCCUCCUUGCCUGACAAAUGAGACUUCUCUCCCCUCUCCUUGGGGCACACCAGCUUUGUCCAGGAAAAGGCAUGCAUAUCAUUCGACUUCAACUUCAACACCUCCAGUAUUUCCUCCCAAAACCCCUGCUGAUUUGAAGCUGCACAAGGGUGCAGUGCCUCUGCAGAGCUCGGAUGCUGUCAUCAUCCAUGCAGGAGCCAUGCUUUCCAUGUUGGAUCUCCUGGCCUCUAUCGGGUCAACUACACAGCCAGAACAUGCCCUAGAUCUUCAGCUUGCAGUGGCCAACAUUUUGCAGUCUCUAGUGCACACUGAAAGAAAUCAGCAAGUCAUGUGUGAAGCUGGACUCCAUGCACGACUCCUUCAGAGAUGCAGUGCUGCUCUGGCCGAUGAGGACCACUCUUUGCAUCCCCCACUCCAGAGAAUGUUUGAAAGGCUGGCCUCCCAGGCAUUGGAACCAAUGGUGCUGAGGGAGUUCUUACGCUUGGGAAAUCCUCUGAAUUGUGGCGCCUGGGACAAAAAACUCUUGAAACGAUACAGAGUGCAUAAGCCAAGCUCAUUAAGUUAUGAGCCAGAGAUGAGAAAUAGUAUGGUUACAUCAGUGGAAGGUUUGGGUACUGACUGUGUCUUCAGCCUACAUGAGGAUAACCACUACAGGAUAAGUAAGAGCCUUUUAAAACCAGCAGAAGGAAGCACAGUACCCCUGACGAGGGUGAAAUGUUUGGUCUCCAUGACAACCCCACAUGAUAUUAGACUUCAUGGAUCAUCAGUUACUCCUGCAUUUAUUGAGUUUGACACGUCUCUUGAAGGCUUUGGAUGUCUGUUCUUACCAAGCUUGGCUCCUCACAAUGCACCAACCAACAAUGUUGUUACAACUGGUCUUAUUGACGGCACUGUGGUCAGUGGAAUUGGACCUGGAGAGAGGCUUUUCCCACCACCAUCUGGUUUGAGCUACUCAAGCUGGUUUUGUAUAGAACGCUUUAGUACGUCCCCAAAUCAUCAUCCGGUCAGGCUACUUACAGUUGUAAGACGUGCAAACAGCUCUGAGCAGCACUAUAUAUGCCUUGCUAUUGUCUUCUCUGCAAAAGACCGAUCACUGAUUGUUUCAACUAAAGAAGAGCUGCUUCAGAAUUAUGUUGAUGAUUUCAGUGAAGAAUCCUCCUGCUAUGAGAUUCUCCCUUGCUGCGCUCGUUUUCGUUGUGGCGACCACAUAGUGGAAGGCCAGUGGCAUCACAUGGUUCUGUUGAUGAGCAAAGGCAUGCUGAAAAACAGCACUGCUGCGCUUUACAUUGAUGGGCAGCUUAUUAACACCGUAAAGCUUCACUAUAUUCACAGUAGCCCUGGAGGUUCAAGUUGUGCUAAUCCGCCAGUCGUUAGCACCGUUUAUGCCUAUAUAGGCACACCACCUGCCCAGCGCCAGCUCUCAUCACUGGUGUGGCGUUUGGGACCAACUCACUUCUUAGAAGAAGUUUUGCCUCCAUCAAGCGUCAGCACCAUUUACGAGCUGGGACCAAACUACGUUGGAAGCUUUCAAGCAGUAUAUAUGCCAUGUAAAGAUUCAAAACCAGAAGGAAUCACUCCAUCUCCAGUAUCAUUGGUACCAGAAGAAAAGGUUUCUUUUGGUCUCUAUGCACUCUCUGUUUCCUCACUGACAGUGGCAAGGAUCAGAAAAGUCUAUAACAAAUUGGACAGCAAGGCCAUUGCUAAGCAGUUGGCUGUUUCAUCUCAUGAGAACGCCACUCCAGUGAAACUGCUACACAAUUCAGGAGGGCAUCUGAAUGGACCCGCACGUACCAUUGGUGCAGCUCUGAUUGGAUAUCUGGGAGUAAGAACAUUUGUCCCUAAGCCUGUUGCCACUACAUUACAGUAUAUUGGUGGAGCAGCUGCUAUUCUGGGUCUGGUAGCGAUGGCAUCAGAUGUAGAGGGACUGUAUGCUGCUGUGAAAGCCCUUGUGUGUGUGGUAAAGAGCAACCCUUUGGCUAGCAAAGAAAUGGAAAGAAUCAAAGGUUAUCAGCUACUGGCAAUGCUGUUGAAGAAGAAACGCUCUCUUCUGAACAGCCACAUUCUUCAUCUGACCUUUUCCUUGGUGGGGACUGUUGACAGUGGACAUGAAACAUCAAUUAUUCCAAAUUCAACUGCUUUCCAGGACCUGCUGUGUGACUUCGAGGUCUGGCUUCAUGCACCAUAUGAACUUCAUCUGUCAUUAUUUGAGCAUUUCAUUGAACUUCUCACUGAAUCCAGUGAAGCAGCAAAGAAUGCUAAAUUGAUGAGGGAGUUCCAACUAAUCCCAAAACUCUUGCUGACUCUUCGAGAUAUGUCUUUGUCUCAGCCAACUAUUGCUGCUAUUAGCAAUGUAUUGAGUUAUUUGCUUCAGGGAUUCCCCAGCAGCAAUGACCUACUCAGGUUUGGACAGUUCAUUGCUUCUACUUUGCCUACAUUGGCAGUCUGUGAGAAAUUUGUCGUCAUGGAGAUGAACAAUGAAGAAAAGCUUGACACUGGAACAGAGGAGGAUUUUGGAGGUCUUGUUUCUGCAAAUCUUAUUCUUCUGAGGAACAGACUGCUGGAUAUCUUGCUUAAACUUAUGUAUACAUCUAAAGAAAAAACAAGUGUCAACUCGCAGGCUUGCGAAGAACUGGUCCGGACCCUGGGGUUUGACUGGGUUAUGCUGUUUAUGGAAGAACACCUUCACCCGACCACAGUUACUGGAGCCAUGAGGAUUCUGGUGGUCUUGCUGAGUAACCCAGCUAUACUCAUCAAGUUCAAGGAAGGCCUCAGUGGUGGUGGCUGGCUUGACCAGACAGAUUCUGUACUGACUAAUAAGAUUGGAACAGUGCUUGGCUUUAAUGUUGGCAGGAGUGCUGGCGGCAGAUCUGUCAGGGAAAUUAACCGGGACGCUUGUCAUUUUCCGGGUUUUCCAGUUCUUCAGUCUUUUCUUCCUAAGCACACUAAUGUACCUGCACUCUAUUUCCUUCUCAUGGCACUUUUCCUGCAGCAACCAGUCACUGAACUGCCUGAAAAUCUGCAGGUCAGUGCACCUGUCAUCACCAUCCGAUGUAAUCAGGGUGGCCAGUUUGACUUGGAUUCAAUUUGGACAUUUAUAUUUGGUGUCCCUGCAUCAAGUGGCACUGUGGUUGCCUCAAUUCACUGUGUUUGCACAGAAGCUGCAUUUUUAUUAUUGGGAAUGCUCAGAAGCAUGUUGAAUUCGCCUUGGCAGUCGGAGGAAGAGGGCUCUUGGCUUCGUGAAUACCCCGUCACCUUGAUGCAGUUCUUUCGCUACUUGUAUCACAAUGUUCCUGAUUUGGCUUCAAUGUGGAUGAGCCCAGAGUUUCUUUGUGCUCUGGCAGCUACAGUGUUCCCUUUCAACAUACGGCCAUACUCAGAAAUGGUUACUGAUUUGGAUGAUGAUGUUGGAUCCCCAGCUGAGGAAUUCAAAGCAUUUGCCUCUGACACAGGAAUGAACCGGAGCCAGUCAGAAUAUUGCAAUGUUGGAUCCAAGACCUAUUUGACCAACCAUCCCGCUAAGAAGUUUGUGUUUGACUUCAUGCGUGUGCUGAUAAUUGAUAACCUGUGCCUUACACCAGCCAGCAAACAGACUCCACUAGUAGACCUUCUCCUAGAGGCCUCUCCCGAGAGAUCAACAAGGGCACAGCAGAAAGAAUUUCAAACUUAUAUUUUGGACAGUGUAAUGGACCACUUGCUUGCAGCUGAUGUUUUACUGGGUGAGGAUGCAUCUCUGCCUAUGACAAGUGGAGGAAGCUACCAGGUGCUUGUCAACAACGUGUUCUAUUUCACUCAGCGUGUGGUGGAUAAACUUUGGCAAGGCAUGUUCAAUAAGGAAUCCAAGCUGCUUAUUGAUUUCAUAACCCAGUUAAUUGCACAGUCAAAAAAAAGAUCUCAAGGAUUGUCACUGGAUGCUGUUUAUCACUGCCUGAAUAGGACCAUCUUAUAUCAGUUCUCAAGGCCCCACAAAACUGUUCCGCAGCAAGUUGCUCUCCUUGAUUCUCUAAGGAUGCUUACUGUUAAUCGAAAUCUAAUCCUUGGCCCCGGGAAUCAUGACCAAGAGUUCAUCAGCUGCCUGGCUCAUUGCUUGGUAAAUCUACAUGCAGGGAGCAGCAGCGUAGAUGGGUUUGGCCUGGAAGCAGAAGCCAGGAUGACUACUUGGCACAUCAUGAUCCCUUCUGACAUCGAGCCAGAUGGAGUCUACAAUCAAGACGUUAGUGAAGGUCGCCAGCUUCUUCUGAAAGCUGUAAAUCGUGUGUGGACAGAACUGAUUUACAGCAAGAAGCAGGUUUUGGAGGAGGUGUUCAAAGUAUCUCUCCCUAUCAAUGACAGAGGCCAUGUAGAUAUUGGAGUUGCAAAGUCCCUUAUUGAAGAAGCCAGUUUAAAAUGUUGGCAGAAUCACUUGGCUCAUGAAAAGAAAUGCAUCAGUAGAGGAGAAACACUGGUUCCAACAACGCAGUCCAAGCUUUCGCGUGUCAGCAGUGGCUUUGGUCUUUCCAAGCUGACUGGAUCUAGAAGAAACCGAAAAGAAAGUGGGCUUAACAAACACAAUCUGACCACACAGGAAAUCUCUCAGUGGAUGUUUCCUCACAUCUCAGUCGUCCGAGACUUGGUAGGCAUGCAGUAUAAAGAAUAUCAAGAGCGUCAGCAAAAUGCAUUGAAGUAUGUGACAGAAGAGUGGUCUCAGAUUGAGUAUGAGCUUUUACGGGAGAGAGGAUUGUGGGGCCCUCCCAUUGGCUCUCAUCUGGACAAAUGGAUGCUGGAGAUGACGGAAGGGCCCUGUCGAAUGAGGAAGAAAAUGGUGCGGAAUGACAUGUUUUAUAUUCAGUAUCCUUACAUGCCGGAUGCGGAACAUGAGACAAAUAUGCUGCAAAUUCUGGUAAUUUUCCAAAACCAAGGGCAAGCUUCUACACUUGUUUCUUUUCCUGUGCAACCCCUGAUGCAGAAAAAUUUAAAGUCUGACUUCUCAAGUAAUUCUCCUGAGACAUCUGACGAUGCCAUUCCUCAAAAGAAACCUGCCCGCUACCGAAGAGCCAUAAGCUACGACAGCAAAGAAUACUACAUGCGCCUGGCUUCUGGAAACCCUGCUGUUUUUCAAGAUACCAUUGAAGAGAGCUCGGAAGGGGAAGCUGCUCAGCAGGAGCCAGAACAUGGGGAAGAUACUAUUGCAAGAGUUAAAGGCCUCGUUAAACCUCCUUUAAAGAGAUCGCGUUCUGCACCCGAUGGCGGGGAUGAGGAGAACCAAGAGCAGUUGCAGGACCAAAUAGCUGAGAGUAGCUCCAUAGAUGAAGAGGAAAAAACAGACAACACAACUUUGCUUCGACUGCUUGAGGAAGGAGAGAAGAUUCAACACAUGUACCGCUGUGCUCGGGUUCAAGGUCUAGACACCAGUGAGGGGCUCCUUCUCUUUGGUAAAGAGCACUUUUAUGUGAUUGAUGGAUUUACAAUGACUGCCACCAGAGAAAUACGGGACAUUGAGACCUUGCCUCCAGAUACGCAUGAGCCAAUUAUACCUAGAGGAGCACGACAGGGUCCAAGCCAGCUCAAGAGAACAUGCAGUAUUUUUGCAUAUGAAGAUAUCAAAGAAGUACAUAAAAGAAGAUACCUGUUACAGCCAAUUGCUGUUGAAGUGUUCUCAGGAGAUGGACGUAACUACCUUCUUGCUUUCCAGAAAGGAGUUAGAAAUAAAGUCUACCAAAGGUUUUUGGCUGUAGUUCCAUCUUUAACGGAUAGCUCAGAGUCUGUGUCUGGACAGCGACCCAACACCAGUGUUGAACAAGGGUCUGGCUUGCUGAGCACUCUGGUGGGAGAGAAAUCUGUAACACAAAGAUGGGAGAGAGGUGAAAUCAGUAAUUUCCAGUACCUGAUGCACUUAAAUACUUUGGCUGGCCGCUCCUAUAAUGAUCUUAUGCAGUAUCCUGUUUUCCCAUGGAUCCUUGCAGAUUACGAUUCGGAGGAAUUGGAUCUUAACAACCCCAAAACAUUCAGAAACUUGGCCAAACCAAUGGGUGCUCAAACUGAUGAAAGGUUAGCUCAGUAUAAGAAGCGCUACAAAGACUGGGAAGAUCCUAAUGGUGAAACUCCAGCCUACCAUUAUGGCACUCACUACUCAUCGGCAAUGAUAGUAGCUUCUUACCUUGUGCGAAUGGAGCCCUUCACACAGAUAUUCUUAAGGCUACAGGGUGGCCACUUCGACCUGGCUGACAGAAUGUUUCACAGUGUUCGAGAAGCCUGGUAUUCUGCAUCAAAGCACAACAUGGCAGAUGUCAAGGAGCUCAUCCCAGAAUUCUUCUACCUCCCAGAGUUGUUACUCAAUUCCAACAACUUUGAUCUAGGUUGCAAGCAGAAUGGCACUAAACUUGGGGAUGUAAUACUUCCCCCGUGGGCUAAAGGAGAUCCUCGUGAAUUCAUCCGAGUUCAUCGGGAGGCUUUGGAGUGUGAUUUUGUGAGUGCGCACCUACAUGAGUGGAUUGACUUAGUCUUUGGCUAUAAACAGCAAGGCCCUGCUGCAGUGGAAGCUGUAAAUGUCUUCCAUCAUCUCUUCUAUGAGGGGCAAGUGGACAUAUACAACAUAAAUGAUCCACUGAAAGAAACAGCUACCAUUGGAUUCAUUAAUAACUUCGGGCAGAUACCAAAACAGUUGUUUAAAAAACCUCACCCACCAAAGCGAGUGAGAAGCCGAAUUAAUGGAGAAAUAACUGGGAUUUCCAUCCCACCUGGUAUUGCAAGUGACAAGAUCUUUUUUCAUCAUUUAGACAACCUCAGGCCUUCCCUUGCACCAGUAAAAGAACUCAAGGAGCCUGUAGGGCAGAUUGUAUGCACAGACAAAGGAAUUCUGGCAGUCGAGCAGAAUAAAGUACUCAUUCCACCAACCUGGAAUAAAACAUUUGCUUGGGGCUAUGCAGACCUCAGCUGCAGGCUGGGAGCCUAUGAGUCGGACAAGGCAGUAAUUGUUUAUGAAUGCUUGUCAGAAUGGGGCCAGGUUCUCAGUGCCAUCUGUCCAAAUCCCAAACUGGUCAUCACGGGAGGAACCAGCACAGUUGUCUGCAUAUGGGAGAUGGGCACUUCCAAGGAAAAGGCCAAAACACUCACUCUUAAGCAGGCACUCCUUGGCCAUACAGAGACAGUCACGUGUUUAACAGCUUCACUGGCCUAUCACAUCAUUGUGAGUGGGUCUCGUGACCGUACCUGCAUCAUCUGGGACUUGAAUAAACUCUCCUUUUUGACACAGCUUCGAGGCCACAGGGCCCCGGUUUCAGCACUCUGCAUUAACGAACUGACGGGGGACAUUGUAUCCUGUGCUGGCACUUACAUCCAUGUUUGGAGCAUCAAUGGGAACCCCAUCGUUAGCGUGAACACUUUUACUGGACGCAGCCAGCAGAUCCUGUGUUGCUGCAUGUCAGAAAUGAACGAAUGGGAUACCCAGAACGUUAUUGUGACAGGGCAUUCGGAUGGAGUGGUCCGAUUCUGGCGGAUGGAGUUUCUGCAGGUCCCGGAAACACCAGCUCCUGAGCCUGUGGAGACACUAGAGAUGCAGGAAGAAUGUCCAGAAACACAAAUAGGGCAGGAAGCCCCAGAUGAAGAGAGCAGUGAUUCUGAAGCAGAAGAUCAAGGCCUCAACCAGGACCUGAAGACGCAGGAGAGCCGGAACCAGCAUGGCAAUGCCAGCCACCGGCCCCGGACAUCCUCUGGCCGAGCAGCAGCUGCAUGGUCAGCAGACAGCAGCUCUGACGACUCGAGGCGCUGGUCUGACCAGCUCAGCUUGGACGAGAAGGAUGGCUUCAUCUUUGUCAACUACUCAGAUGGGCAGACAAAGGGAUACCCGCUAGCUCAGGCGAACCACUCACAUCCUAACCAAGUGGACCUGCGGCAUUACAGCAAGCUCAAGCCAGGCUACAGAUGGGAGCGGCAGCUAGUAUUCAGGAGCAAACUCACUAUGCACACAGCCUUUGACCGCAAGGACAACGCACAUCCUGCAGAGAUCACAGCACUGGGCAUCUCCAAGGAUCACAGCCGGAUUCUCGUAGGCGACAGCAGAGGCCGAGUGUUCAGCUGGUCAGUGAGUGACCAGCCUGGCCGCUCUGCAGCUGACCAUUGGGUGAAAGAUGAGGGAGGAGACAGCUGCUCGAGCUGCUCCGUCCGGUUCUCUCUCACUGAAAGACGUCACCACUGCAGGAACUGUGGGCAACUCUUUUGUCAGAAGUGCAGUCGCUUUCAGUCUGAAAUCAAGCGUUUGAAAAUCUCCUCCCCAGUGCGGGUUUGCCAGAACUGUUACUACAAUCUGCAACAUGAGCGAGGCCCUGAGGAGGGCUCCUGGAAUUGACGAACAAUCCAGACUCAAGACUUGGCCCUGCAGGGUGCACAAGAACUCUGUGAAUUCUUUACAGGGAUGUGCAGUACAUUCAGAGGGGGCUGGAACGCUCGCCCUUGACGCUUCAUUUUUGUACUGUGCAAAAAAGCACUGAAAGGAAAAGGGAUCAUUAAUUCCGCAUGUACAUUUGCAGAUCUGGAGCUGGAAAUAGUCACAUGGCCAGCGAGCAUUGGGCCGGAGACUGCAGUCGAAUUCUCAAGACCCAGCCUUCCCCGCAAACACGGCUGAGAGGAAACUUCAUCCUUGACCAUAGUUUCCUCUGUCUUGGUUUUGUAGAGCUAGUCACCUUAUUUGUGUUGCGGAAAGGAGGCGGCUUUUUAAAAGAUAGUUAUACAUCUGCCUUCUUCGCAAGCGAACUGUGGAUAUUGUAAAUAGAUAUAAUGGCCUUUUUAUCUAAAUAUGAACUUAACUGCCUGUUACAGGGGACUUUAGACCAACCACUAUACCUUGUGUCUCAUCUUGAGCUCAUCUAUCAACUUAAAUAUGAAUGUGUGUUGUUGUUUUUUUAAAGUAUCAAGAGGCAUUAUCUGUAUUUUUUCCCCUUUACAACCCAGGCUGCAUGUUUGUUCUUUCAGUUAUUUGCAUUAUCUUAACUUAUACCAGCCUAUUUAGAGAGAAAUUUUGAAAAGGGGAGAAAAACCCAUUUCUUAGGGGCAAUAGGACUUGGAAUAUUUUAUUCUAAACAGUAAGGUAACAAGGACCCUCUUUCUUUGCAUAUUUUUUAAAAAACUGAAGCUACUUAGCACCUCUGCCCUCAUAUUUAAUAAGGUCUUUUUUAAUACACAGUGGAUCUGCUGUUCUGUUCAUUCCAUAGCAGUGAUGAGCUGAUCCAGGUAUUGCAAAAGUCAGCAGAUACUUCCGAUUGCAGUAAAUGCCUUGCAUGCAACUCCGGUAUAAUUUUUCUCUCCUGAAACAGAAAACGGACCAUUGUUUUUCUCUUAAGUAUUGUCUGCAGAACUGACUUGGAAUCUUUGCUCUUAUAACUGGAUAAUGCUAAUAGUGGGCCUGAUCCAUUGGGGGUUUCUCCUACUCAGGCCCCUUUGAAGGGAAUGCAAAUUGCACAAGAAUGAUUGCCCACAUUUCAUUCACUUUUGUGGGGCUUGCUCAUUCCUCUUGGGUUGUGCUGUGUUGCAUCCACUUUUUAGACUGCCUUCAUUAUUCAUUAUUGCACCAUCAGCUUUGGGGAAGGUUCAGCGUUCACUGAAGAAAGAUUUAUCUUUCAAGCUGUUUUAAGAUUUAACAAAAAAUCAGUUUCUUCUUUUACUUUUCACUUUUCACACUCCCCCCGCCCCCGCCAGUAUAAGAGAUGCACUUGACCCUAGAGAUGGGGAAUUCACAGAGCAGAUCCAACUCAUUGACGUCCUCUCUUAAGAAGUUUUGGAAAGUGAUUGCUUAUUUUUCAAUGGAAUGUGUAUAUAUUUUGUAAAUGGCUGUGAGAUGAAUUGGUCUUGAGAGUUAGGGAUACUCAUAAAAUUGUUCCACUGCUUUUUUUAACAGUGGAAUAGAGCGGCUACAAAUAACCACAAAAACCAUGGCACCCAAUGAAGUGAAACAGAAUGUGGCACAACCCUGAGGCAAAAUGACCUAAAUUCUAAUUUGUACUUCAGGAGAAGAAGCAGCAUCCUUUACCGUUGAUCUGAGUAAUUUGCACAGAAAAAAAGGGAAGCUCCCACCUCUGCCUACUCUUGAUCCAUUUCCUUUUUGCAGUCAAUAAAGCUCACUGACAUUUUGUCCCCUCAAACAUCCCUGGUGAGAUUUAUGCACUGAUUAAGGUGGUUAUAUAUUUUGAAAAUGUAUUCUUUUUAACAGCUGUGCUGGACUGCAAUUAAUAAGUAAUAGGCCUGGUAUGUGUAUUUUAGGUCUCCAAGGGAGUCAUUCCACAUAAGGACACAUGCAACUUUAUUUAAGAUUACUUCAUCCACUUUUGGGUACCACUGGCCCUGCUCCAAGUGACUGCCUUGCAUUUUGAUACCUGCAAGGAAACUCAGCCCUGUAGAGUCCACCAAGAGCUCUAGCUAGCCUAAAGUGGCUGGGAGGUCCCAUUGUUUACUGAGCAGUUUAUUUAGGAAACUAAGUAGUCUUAAGCUUAAACAAUGUGCUUAAAUGGUUUAUAGAUCUCUCCCUAAUAGCACGUUUUCAAAUGGCAAAUUUUAAUGUCUUGUAAACAUUCACUAUUUGAAAUUCUCUGAAAGCACCUUUACUCCACUGCAUUUUUAUUUCUCCAAAUAAAUACUUGACAUGAUUUAGCUUGGAAAUCUGCCUCUCUAGCUUGAGAAUAUUCCCCCCCACACACCAUUAAUUAUUUCAAAUGAAAUUCAAAGCACUGGAUGGCACAAACAUAACAGUACAGCUAAUGCUGGGUCAUUAGAAGACAGCAGGAUGUGUAUUGACGUUUACUAUGCUUCUCUCCCCGUCUCUCUCUCUCUCUCUCUCUCUGUUUGAUUUUAUAGACAUGUUGUACCAGUGUUAUUCUACACUUUUUACAUUUGGCUCUCUUCUCGGCUAGAAGGUAGCUUUUCUCCUGUGUGGAUGAUUGUGUUAAACUUGUGCAUAGGUGUACUGAAAGUUCAGUGGAAAUUCAGCGCCUCAGCUGCUUGGCUGGGGCUAAGUUCUUCCAGAACUCAUUUGUGUAUCCAGAGGGGUUGAAUACAGAAGCCAGCUGCUGGUGAGGGGAAGGUGGUGGUUCCGCUGCCUCAAGAAUGCUGCUGCAUAGCCUCCCAACGCCACUUGCCUGAAAACUCCCAGACUCCACCAGAAUUAGAGGACACUGAGCAACACACGUUCUUGGUGCAGUUGAGCCUUGACAGGUCCCUGGCAGCUACUGUUAGAGAACGUAAACCACUUUCUCUUUUGUAAGCCCACAGACGCUCCUCACUGUGUUCUGGACUAGUCAGACGGCUUCUCAGUUGGGGGUAGGGGCAAUCUCAUAGCAUGCCCUCAGUGGCUUUGUUUCUCCAGAUAGCAACCUGAGUUCUUUCCUCCAAACUUAUUGAGCUAGAAGCAGCCUACUAGCCCAUUGCACUGUCAAAUAGCUCCCACCUCUUCUCCUGCCUCGUUCUUCAGUAUAUUUCUUUCCUAAUGCAUCCAUGUGCUCUACCUUUUGUUUGUCUGUAAUGUGUGGCUGUAGUGUCCAUGCUUAUGAAGGUGAGAGUGGCUGCCUCGGUCCUUCAUCAGUCCAAUAGCAAAAACACUUUAGAGACAUUAUUUUGCACUUUCUUAUAUAUAAAAUCAGUAGAAACUUAUUUUUUGCUUUGUAUCAUUUAAAGACUCCUUUUUGUUUUGGUAAAUGAACUGUGUAUAAAAAAUAUUUAUGCAGUUAAAACUGUUUUUAGAAAAUAUUUUUAAUUUCGGCAAGUUUGGUUACUUGUUGCAUGACUUAACACAACUGACUUUUUGUGUCAGUACAAUGUAUAUUUUUUUGUCCUGUUAUUAACUUGUAAGCCCUAGGUAAAUGGCCAUUUAUUUGUACAGCAACAGGAGUAAAUUGAAGAUAACUGGCUAUGACUGGAGGGGUGGAAUUUUGUACUAUAUUGCGGAAUCCAAUAUCUGUUUUUUUGGUGGUCAUGUAAAAGGCCUGAAGAAUUACUAUCUAGUGUGCAAUCUGUGAUAUCUGAAUGUUUAUUGUAUAUUUGUCUCCAAUGCAAAAAGGUAGAGUAACACAACUACAAUACAUGAUUAAAUGCAAUAGUUCAGGUACUUACUUUUUGUUUUCAUUUCAAAUAAAUACUUGCUAUUUGCCACCAAA